AUGCCCAUGCCCAUGCAGCUUUCAUCCUUCCUUCCCCUGGUCAGCGGCGGCAACGCCAAGGGUGCGGAGUGCCUGUCAAGACUCACCUUGCAGGGAGACUGCCUGCCUGAUCGCCAUGGCAAUGCGGCUCGCGACGCUCCUCCCAUCCGAGUCGGAAAAGUGACCGAUCCAAGUGCGGUUCCUUCAUUGGCGGUGUCGGGGGAACGCAAUACAAGGGGCGCGAUCACGCCUACCAACGGCCAGAAAACGACGUCCCCGGACCCUGCAUUGAGAGAGAGCAUGAAUCGGGAUCUGGACCACGACGCCCUUGGUCUCCAGCGCCCAUCACCAUCACCAUCGUCGUCGUCACGAACAAAGCGCGUUCUGUCGCGGGGUCCAGACACGUACUGGGGAGUGACUCACGACGAGGGGCCAAGACCUCCGCCGUCGAAGAGGGGGUGGGUGGGUGGUCUCGUCCUGCGGCGGCCUCUGCUAGGCUGCAAGACCAUCUCGGCCGGCAUCGUCGCAGGCCAUUGGCUCCGGACCGCAGAACCACCCAUGCGACGCAUUUUGCGAUGA
Colletotrichum destructivum is the source of this 558-nucleotide messenger RNA. RefSeq lists its product as uncharacterized. Lineage: Eukaryota; Fungi; Ascomycota; Sordariomycetes; Glomerellales; Glomerellaceae. Bases 1 to 558 code for a protein of 185 amino acids. The record is from RefSeq and is a predicted model, not a curated record. The transcript is spliced from 3 exons.